AUGAACUAUAUAAACCGCCCAGAGCCGGCCCUCAAGCAGGGACACGCAGAAGGGACACGCAGGACACUCGAGGAGCGGCCCCAGGAGCAGCCCCUGUACCAGCCCCGGUACCAGCCCGGAGCGGCACCAGGAUCAGCGCAGAACAGACGAGACGGGUCGCGAGUCUUCUGUGGCGGACGGACGCGGUGCAGCAGGAGCGGCCCAGGGAUUUACAGGACGCCAGGGUUCGAGACGCACAUCCAAUCUGCGCGCGCGCACUAUCGGAGCCCACCAGGAGUGUGGAGAAAAGGCCAGCACCAAGCUAAUGUGAUUUCCCCUGUCCCCCCCAACCAGUGUGACCGAGGCUCGGACAGACGUAGGCAGACGCGCGCUCUGGGAGUGCGGGCAGACUGGUACGCGGAGCCAGCUCGGCCUGGAUCAGCAGCGGACCAGACCAGCCCGGGGUGGCUAGACUGCGCACGCCAGAUAAAUCGCAUCAACCCUCCUACCAGUGGGAUGAACGGGGCCGCCCCAUCUGCUUACAGUGUGGACUUUCUGGACAUGUUCGGCGCUGGUGCCCACAAAGGCAACAAAGACAGCAGGAUUUUUAGCAACCCCUACAGCUGA
Molecule: messenger RNA, 606 nt
Organism: Knipowitschia caucasica
Lineage: Eukaryota; Metazoa; Chordata; Actinopteri; Gobiiformes; Gobiidae
Source: the annotation of a GenBank genome assembly